AUGCCAGCCGGAGGACGCAUUCCUUCCUCGUGUCUCAUCGAUGUCGGAACCGCUAGUUCUCUCUGUCUCCCUUUCCACGACCGCUCAUACCACUCUCUCUCUCUCUUCGCUUCUUUCUCUCCACCGAUCAUCAUUCUCGCGCAUCAGUGCCACAGUACUUGCGUCGUAGCGGCUUUGUCGUGCUCACAGAGCCGACCGACCCCACUACUAACCAGUUCCCGUUACUGUGUAGUCUGCCUUGGUACCUGAUAUGCGGCAACAGUUGUUCCUCUCUCAUGGUCUGCCUUAGUCUCCUACCAUUCAUUCAUUCUUCUCACGUCUCCCUCCAGUUCCGAAUGCGACAGUUCUCCCAUUUUUCUCUUCCACGGGUCUUAUCCAAACGCUUGAUAAGAGUGGCAGUGUCAAGGUCAGAGUGCGAACGAAGAGGCAGAGAGCAAAUGUCAAAGACGUUUGGUGCAGUGCAGCACGGGUGAAGGGAUCAUUCCGAUCUUUUUCCUUUCUCUUUCUUUUUCCCCUGCCUGACCGUCAUCAUUUCCCUCGACGAAACAUGUCUCUCAUCACCGAGUGCUUUCGCCGUCUGACGGAUGGAUCGUCUUGUAAAAACGAGCUCAGAGGAUACAAAGUGACAGAUGUGAAUCGUACGCGGAAAAUUGGUAUUGCCUGUAAAAAUUUUCAAGACCUUAAGCGAAAAGCGUGUUCGAAAUUAAAUAUAAUUAACGAUCCGACAGAGGUAAAUGUUUUUCUUUUGGAUGGAUCAUUAAUCGAUGAGGAGUAUUUUCGUACAUUGGAGCCACAGACUACUCUGGUCUUACAGAAGCCAGGAGAGAAAGUAUUAUCCGAUGCGGACAUUCUCUAUGAUGCACUGAGACGCGUGAACAUUGAUUUCCUCACUGCCGGCGACAAGGUGACGCAAUUCCUGACAGAAAAUCUUAAAGCAAAGGUUGCCUUGUUGAACAAAGUGUUGAACAAAGAUGAUUCCAAGACGAUGCUUAGCACGAGGGACGGUCAUCCGGAGUGGUUUCAAGAUUUGGAAACUAAUUGUACGACCAAAGAAGCAUACAUGCAUCGCAGGUGUCAAGACAGAAUACGCACUUAUCUGUAUAAAACGAUCGAACAGAUUAGAAAUUCGGACGUAUUCAUGAAUGAUCGCAAUGCGAGACAGCAGCUUCUGCGUACAAUAGCAUUUUUUAAAGUUCAGCUCAAGGAAGAUCAUUAUUUCGGAUAUUAUUUCGACAGAAGCAGAGCACACUCUAAAAACUCUAAGGAUGAUAAUGACGAGAUCGAUUCUAGCCGAUGUUACGAGCAUUGUCCUUGUAACUUUAGUCAUAUCAGCGACGAAACGUAUCUGCGUCAACGGUAUCUUCGUCUUCCUGAAUCAUCCGAUACGAGUACGAAUGACGUCGAUUCAAUCAAAAUCGACGAGACAGACGCGAGAAGGCUCGUCGAGUCUGCGAAAAACGACGAGCUAUUGGAAGGUGGCACCUAUCGUGUGAAACCAGGAGGAAGACAAAUUCCUAUUUGUAACGAGAAGGGUGAGUUUAGAUGCCAAGGCCGAUGGAACAUGGACGGCUGCGCUUAUGGUGACCGACACAAGAUCAACCCGUAUAAAUCCAGGGAGGAGCUCGCUCUAUUCUCAACAUGGAAUUUGGAUCACAAAAUCGAAAGGUCUAGGAUGCUCGUUCCGAAGUUAUUACAGCUCUCACAACAGGGUACGAUCAAUGAACAGGAUAUCUAUGACUGUUACGACAAUCUGUUUACCGUGAAGAAUUUAAGGCUAGUUCAUAUCGUAUGUCACGAUAAAGGAUCGCACAAAUAAGCUUUAAUUCUGUGGAACUAUUAUGUUAAUAAUAUAUACAUACAUGUUAUUAAAAGUAUGAUCGUAAGAGAUGUGAAGGCUAAAAUGAAACAGUACAAGCGAGAUGAUGUAUAUAGAUACUAUAUGACGUAGAACUGAUCUCCUCAUAUACAGAUCUCUACAAAUAAAUAUUAAGCGCUGUUGAUAAAAUACAGACUUAGAGAUUAUUAAUGUUA
Molecule: messenger RNA, 2031 nt
Organism: Nylanderia fulva
Lineage: Eukaryota; Metazoa; Arthropoda; Insecta; Hymenoptera; Formicidae
Gene: Drep4
Product: DNA fragmentation factor-related protein 4
Biological process (GO): apoptotic DNA fragmentation; apoptotic process
Cellular component (GO): nucleus; cytoplasm
Molecular function (GO): DNA endonuclease activity
Source: RefSeq, a predicted model, not a curated record